CACGGACAGAGCAAGCGCACUACCUGCCUCGUACUCACUUUUGCAUGUCGCUGGUGUACUUGACAGCUAUCAUUGCCAUGCUGUGCGGCCUUGCUGCUGGUAGCGCGCCUUUCCGUGGCCUUCCCGCUGGCGCCAGCUACACGGAUUGGAGCCCGCCGGCGUCGUCGGUGGGCAUCUCCUACACCAACGACACCAUCUCGACGAGCGUGGUGACGCCUGCAGGAUUGGUUGUUGCCGCCUACUCUUUGAACGUCGGAUAUCGUCUGGUGCUGAUUCCGUGGGAUGGGUCCGGUCCAGCGCCGGGCAUGGUCCGCAUCACCCCGCCCCAGUACUCCAUCGAUGGCAUGGCAGUCGACGCCGCCGGGCGGGUCUUUGUCUCGGCCCACGGUGGAAGCGAUGGAGAGGUCUUUGUGACCGGAGUGGCCACCGAUGCCAAGAAGGGAAUCUUGUUCCUGUGGUCAAAGUCGCUUGUGCCUGGCUCGGGCGUUCCCAUCUCGUACUUUGUCUCGGUCACCUUUGACGUCGACGCCGGCAACGUCCUCCUCGCCAACAACACCCACGUGGCGGUCAUCGAUGGCGCAACUGGAGUCACGCAAAAGGCCUCGCCAGCGGUGGGUGGAGGUAUCAAUCUGCUGUCGGGCGGCGGCGUGAUGGUGUGCAAGGAACUGUACGUGGCGUCAGGCGCAGUGUUGAGCCAGGCCGGUGUCACCAUGCACCUGGUUGGGUGGGAGAAGAACACACUCGCACCAGUCUUCUCGACCGCUGUCGAUGCCUCGGGCCUCGCGUCGGAUGAGUCGUUUGGAUCGUUUACAUGCGGUUCCUCCGAGCCGGUUGUCUACGGCGUCGUCUCCAAGUGCCCACCGUUUUCGGAGACGUGCGAGCUCUCGCGGUACGCUGUCUUUGACGCGGCGGUCGCCAGCAGCGCUGCCGCCGGCGCGCGGAUUUAUCUCAGCCCGUCGACAACCUAUCUUGAUCUCACGCUCAUCUCCACCGCCGGCGCCGACUAUCUGCUCGCCGAGAAGCAGCCGUUCCUGAUCAAGCAGAACGAGCUGCAGCUGCUGACCUCGUCGGGCUCGACAAUGUGGACGACCCACGUUUCGCAGUCGACCUAUUUUAGAGAGUUUCUGCAGGCCGGCUUUGAGCUCGUCCUCGGCGUCGGCCUCAAGCCCAUCGGCGUCGUCAUCUCACUGAAUAAUGGGGCGCAGAGCUCGUGGGGCACACUCGAGGUUCCAACCGGCUUCUCCUCGCAGGGCUUCACCCUUGUCAUGGGCUCCUCGACGCCCGCCCCGUGGAUCGUGGCGCUCGGAACUCUCAACGGCGACGGCUCGUGGCCGACCGCUGGAGGAGGCGAAGGCCCGUAUGCCGCCUUUGCCACCGCCCCACUCGCCCUCAACCGAAAGUGGACGGUGCGACCCAAGUUCCGCUACGUCAAGCCACCGCCACCGCUGCCGAUGAUGUCACCGCCGCCGACGCUGGCUCGGUCGCCAUCUGGAUCGCUCAUGUCGUCGCGAUCAGAGGCAACCAUGCAGAGUACGCUCCUUGCUGUCCGUGCUGCCGUCUCGUCGUCGUCGUCGUCGUCGUCUGCACUGCCUCGGGCUGAAAACACCGAGGCUGCUGUGUCGGCAGAGCUGGAGCGGUUGGAGGCAUCGUGGCGGUCGCUGCUAGAAGUCAACGCGACGGUGAAGGACUCGCUGGCGGCGUAUGAGGCGGCGACGGCCAAGAUCGAGGCAGCCAAGAUGGCGGAGAUCCGCGAGACAGAGGUCGGCGCAAAGUGGCGGACGUCCAAGGCCAAGGCCAAGAGCCAGGCUGAGCAGGCUGGCGAGGAGUUUGACGAGAGUGACCCGCGCCAUGCGCAGCGGCGCCGCGAGGCCGAGCAGACGCACGCCGCGCUGGAGGCCAUUGUGGAGGCGUCCAAGGAGUCUGUCCAGGACCUGGUUGUCGACCACACCCGCAAAGCGAUUGUGUUCAACACUGACGUCCGCGAAAUCGGCAACUGGUUCGACCUCCUUGCUGCGCAGAGCUCCGAGUUUGACCGGACACUCGGGCUCGACAAGGACGUAGAGGAGAUGGUGGAAAAGUCGUGGGAGGACGUGGCGUCGGGCAUGUCGGUCGAGGGCGUGGUUGAGACCAUCUCGGCGGUGUUCUCGGAAAAGUGGCACGAGGUGGCCAACCUUGUGGCCUCGCUCGCCGACUCGUACGCGGCGCGAUUGGCGGCGGCUGACAAGCUUGCAGCCGAGCAUGCCGACCUCAAGGCGUACGCGCAAACCGCCGGUGCGGCGGUGGUUGCGCUCAAGGACGCGGUGGCCAAGUACGAGGUCCAACUCGCUGACGCCGCCACCGUCACUCGGAUGCUCGAGUCCAAGCUCGCAGCGCGGGCGGCUGAGGAGCUCGAGUACUCGGUUCAAGCGCAGUCUGCGCUAGAGGAGCUGCGGAGCCAGGUUCAGGCCGACGCGGUUGCGCACCAGGCCGAGGUGGAUAAGCUCAAGCACGCGCUCGCUGUCGCCAACGAGGCCAACCGCAUCGCCUCCUCGGAAUCGUCGACCGCCCGCGAGCUGCGGACGGUCAAGGGCAUCAUGGCCAAGCGCGAGCGCGAGCACGAACUGGCGCUCUCGCGGGUGCACGCCAAGGUUCGCGAGCUCCAGUCAGAGCUCCUGGUCCGCGACUCGGUCGCCGCCAAGCACCGCUCCAAGCUGCACUCGAAGCUCGAGACCAAGGCUUCGCGCGCGGUGUCCAAAGUCAAGGCCGAGGAGGAGACGCGCAUCCGUGCGGCGGAGAACAAGCACAAGCGAUCGCUCGCCAAGCUCAUUCGCCAGCACCACCGCGAGAUCGAGCGGCAGGCCCGCGACCUGACGCGGUCGCUCUCGUCAAAGAACCCGGAGCUCGCCGGCGCGUUCGAGUCGCUCAAGGUCGCAUACGAGGCUCGCAUGUCGGCCUUUGUCCAAAAGUCGGACAUGUACCGCGACCGGGCAAAGGCCGCCGAGGCUCGGCUUGGCGCUGUCACCCUCGAGAACCAGAAGCUGCGCCAGAAGCUGCGCGCUGUCGCCGGCAAAAACUUUGACCUCUCGGCCACGUUCCAAUCGUCGGGCCUCUCCGACUCAGCCGUGUCGGAUACGGACGACUCGGCGGUCUCAGACGGAAGUGCCGGCUCGGGGAGCUCGCUCGAUGAGCUGGUGGCGUCGACCCGAUCGGUGGCCUCGGUCAUGGCCGCCGCCACCAAGCAGCGGGAGCGGGCGCAAACGCUGCACAUGGGCGCGCUCCGUGCGCUGCGGGCACAUCUAGUUCUCGAGCGCGAGCGCGCGGUCCAGGAGACGACCGACGACAUGGCGGUGAUGGCCCAGGAGCGUGACGCAGCCCGCGCUCGCAUUAGCCAGCUUGAGGAUGAGCUUGCCGCCGCACUCGACCGCUCAAAUCUGCUUGAGCUCAAGACGCAACUUGUGUCCGAGACCUUUGACGCAGCGGCCGAGGCCGAGCUCGCGUCGCUGGCGCGUGCCGCACAGGCCGCAGAACCAUCCCCGGAGACCCUUGCCAGGACCUCUCACAUCGAGCGCCUUGCCAAGCUCAAGGCAGACAUCGACGCGUCGAUGACGGCGAGCCGGACGCUGAUUGAGCGGGUGCGGAGUGAGGCUGCCGAGGCGCUGGCAGCUCAAAAGGCUGCACACGCCAAGAUGCUCUCUCGCUACGAUGGGCUCGUUGUCAAGCUUCAGGCGCAGCUCAAGCUGCACAACGACUCUAGCGUGGCGCUGGUUGAUCCUGUGGCGCCAAAGGUAGCCCAGCCGACUUUGUCGAGCGAGACCAGCACCGGUGGUGAGCUCUCGCCUCCGGCUCUGGCAGCGUCGAUGUCGUCCGUUGAGUUUAAGACAACGGCGGCGGGGCCGAGCGUGGGAGAGCGGACCGCUUCGCUUGGCCGCCGCCGCCGGCGGCCGGUGCUGCAUGACCGGCGGGUGGCCUCGCUCGGCAAUAACGCGCUCCAACGGACACUAGCCCGGUCACGAUCGAUGACCGGCUCACAGCCGACGGUGAGCACCAAGGACAAGGGCGUCCAAGUCGAGAUGCUGGUGAGUUUAGAGCCCGAGAAGAGGGCGAUGGGCAGCGAGAAAGGUGCGCCGCAGGUCCAGUCCCCGGUCCCGCCGCUGGUCCAGGCCCCGGUCCCGCCCCCGCCCCUGGCCCGCGGCGAUGUCACUGUUGAGCACAGAGCUGGGAGCGACGCUGGGGGCGACGCUGAGGGCCUAGCUGACGCAGCGGCCCAGGUCGACGAAGUCUGGGUUGUGCUUGAGGUGACUCGCGAGGAGCUGGCCAAGACGCGGAACGAGUUGCACGCGCUCCGUGAAGCAAUGAUCAAGGCAGCAAGCGCCGAGGCCAAGUCGGCAGGCGAUGGCAACGAAGCUCGUCUGCUGCUACUUGUGGAUCAGCUGGAGGAGGCGUACCGCGAGUUGGAAGAAGCCCGGGCUGCGCUAGAAGCCCGGCCGGAGGCUGAUCAGGCGGCAACAGCCAGAGCAGGAGCGCCGGCGGCUGUCGAGUCCGGGACGAGGGUCGGCCCGCGGGCGCGGACGCUGCGUGUGGCAGACAAGAGUGCAGGGCGUGGCAGCAGCAUGCCGCGGCCACCGGCGCUGGCGCGGACAGCACCGCAGGCGGCAACCAGCGGCGACGGUCAUGCCGGAGGCGACGACGACCCCGAGGAUGCGAUGCCACUGCCCUCGGUGGCGCUGGAAAAGCCGCGGGCGGUGGUCGAGUGGGUGGCGCAGCGGAUGGACCACAUGCUCCACACGCGACAGGCAGUGCGACGUGCGCGGCACGCCAAGGAAGCCGCCGACGCAGCGCGCGAGGAGGAGCGGCUGCACCAGAUGAGUGUGGCAGCGCAUUACGACUUUGCGGCUGCGAUGCGGCGUGUCGAAGAGCUGCGGACCGCGCUCGACGAUAAGAGUGACCGCGACGCGGCGGCACGGCUCGAGCUCCGGGCAGCGCUGGCCAAGACCAAGUGGGAGGCGAAGCGAAUGAGGCUGCUUGAGGAGCGGAACCGCAACUAUGCGCGGAUGCUGGCGUCGGUCAACCUGUAUGUGGAAUGUGAGGCCGAGUUUGACUCGCUGGUGGCGCGGCGGCUGGUGGGCGGAGUGCGGGUGCGAGCGCACACAACACGGUCACUGGUGGCUGUCGGACGGCGCGGAAGUGUGGCGCCGGCGUCGUCGACCAUCGGCGCGCUGUGGGCCUCGCCGGUAGGCCCGCGGCCGCCGCCGGGCAUGCCGCCGAUGUGGCACUCGGCCAACGCGCUCUCGUUUGCGGUGGCGAGCCCAAAGGGCCGGCUGAGGCGACCGCGUGGGAAGAAACGGCGGCUGCGCAAGGCGCGCCGUGGGCGCAAGGCCUCCAGGGGGGAUGCGCGGCCCGCCCACGCCUUUCGCCGACUCCCGACCAAGGGCCUCCGCGGCAAACUUCUCGGCGAGCGGCCGCCGCCGGCGCCUCCGGCCAGCAACGUCGACACGAGCACCUAUUCCAGUAGCGAGCGUGACAUGGAAGUUGUAGGGCGCGGCGAUGAGCGGCGGAUGCGCCCGCAGUCUGCGGCGGUGGCCAGCUUUGUGGAGGCCGUGCAGGAGGAGCCGAUUGUGUGAUGCUGUCGAUUGCAGCUGUUUUACAGACCAUGGGGGAACGCGCAGGCGCAGAGCGCAUGACAGUGCGGCGCGGCGCAGAGUGAUAAAGGGUGGCGCAGAGCA
Thecamonas trahens ATCC 50062 is the source of this 5702-nucleotide messenger RNA. RefSeq lists its product as uncharacterized. The coding region runs from base 45 to 5600 and encodes 1851 amino acids. The record is from RefSeq and is a predicted model, not a curated record. The transcript has 3 exons. Lineage: Eukaryota; Apusomonadida; Apusomonadidae.